Limulus polyphemus (Atlantic horseshoe crab) is the source of this 2811-nucleotide messenger RNA. RefSeq names its product quinone oxidoreductase-like. NCBI's taxonomy places the organism in Eukaryota, Metazoa, Arthropoda, Merostomata, Xiphosura, Limulidae. The record is from RefSeq and is a predicted model, not a curated record. The transcript is spliced from 4 exons. Gene Ontology annotation, cellular component: cytosol. Gene Ontology annotation, molecular function: NADPH binding; mRNA 3'-UTR binding; quinone reductase (NADPH) activity. The coding region runs from base 1 to 570 and encodes 189 amino acids.
AUGGGUUGUCUAUUGGUUAAAGUGAAGGCAGCGGGUGUAAAUCCUGUUGAUACUUAUAUUCGAGAGGGAAAUUUCAUCAAACUUCCAAACCUGCCGUAUAUCCCUGGUAAAGAUGGUGCUGGUGUUGUUGAAGCUGUUGGAGAACAAGUCAGUGAUUUCAAGGUUGGACAAAGAGUGUAUUUUUGCACGCUUAAAAGUACUUCACAGUAUGGUUCUUAUGCAGAAUAUAUAGCUGUUGAUGAGAAAGUAACCUUUCCAUUAGUCGACAGCUUAACUUUUGAAGAAGGUGCAGCUAUAGGAAUACCUUAUUUCACAGCUUAUAGAGCAUUAAUACUCAAUUAUCAGACCUGGAUCGUUUGUUAUGUCCCGUUAGGGCAUUUGGAUGUUAUGUGGCUCGUACGGAACCGGCUUGUUAUUCAUUGGGAUCCUGCAGUGUCCAGGGAUUUAUCACCCAUUACUUUAACCAGGUGGCUUUGGAAGUUGAUUCAUGUAGCCUAUUCUGGCUUAUCUGUUAACGAUUGCAAUGUGCUCCACAUUGCCUCUCACCAGAUUCGGCAUCUUUUGAUGUAAUUGGCUGCCCAGCUGAACUGUUCUCUGGAGGACAUUUUGCGGGCCGAUAUGCGGACUUCUCCCGACAGUUUCGUAUCUCAUUACCUUCAUGAUCUGGCAGUUUCCUCUUCCAUAGGAUUUUGUCCCCCUGUGGCUGUGUUGACAACCUCUGCCAGAUUUUAACAAAGAGGUGAGUAACUUUCUUACCUGAUUUACAGUUUUUUUCUUUUUCUUCUAGGGUCUCUCUUUAUUUCUUUUGGAUCCCACUCAGUGGCGAGUGUUGCCCAGUCAGGUAUGCUUGUAUUUUAUAUUCUGCAAUAGCAACCUCUAUAUUGGUUCAUGGUUUCAACAGGCUCUGUCAAGAUGAGGUGUUCCAUAAGACCAUCUGGAUGCAAAUGGAGUAUCAUGAUCAAAGCUAAAGGGGAUUUUGCCAGUCCCUGCUGAUCUUAGAGACGAAUCAGUCAAGAUAAGUUUGCUUUUAAAAACUUAGGGAACAUGGUUCGCCUGUUGCACUGUCUCCGGAGACCUGUUCCUUGGGACUCCCCAAUGACAUGUCCCUCUUGCUUCUACUAGUGAAGUUAGGGGGUCCUUACCACACCCAGUUCCCAGUUGCUGGUGUUGUGGGGGACAGAGGAUUUUCCUUCGGGGGGUUGAGUUUUCUCUACUCUCGGAGAAGAGGGUAGAGUUGGGGACCCUUCUACCUGGGUACCCGGAAGUUUUUCCCGGAUGUUGGUAGGAGCAGGACCAACUUUUGCAGGAGCCUACUCAUAAAACCAGUCCAGAUUUGACGCUUAGCUAUUUUGUGGGUGUGGGUGUGUUUGGACCCUCUUAUGAACACUUUAAGCUCUUAGGUUUUUCAUUCAGGGGGUCCACUAUCUCCUCGUAAAUCCGAAUGUGAUGUGGCCCCAUCUUAGGCCCUUGGUGGAACAGUGUUCCACAUCUUCUCUAUAAUUCCAUGGGUAAGUGGAAUUCUCCUUGUCCACUUGACUGAGGAGUGAAGAUGUCUGUUCAAAAUGCAGACCAGAUGAGUUCUGAACCUUGGGUGAAGUAUGGCAUACAAUUCCAUCAGUCCAGGCCUGGGAUGUUGCCUUUUGGACUUCUUCAGGUUGAUCAGAAAUCUGGUUGUUUGAAAUGCAUCAUUCCAUGGGUUAGUGGAAUUCUCCUUGUCCACUUGACUGGGGAGUGAAGAUGUCUGUUCGAAAUCCAGACCAGAUGAGUUCUGCACCUUGGGUGAAGUAUGGCAUACAAUUCCAUCAGUCCAGGCCUGGGAUGUUGCCUUAUGGACUUCUUCAGGUUGAUCAGAAAUCUGGUUGUUUGAAAUGCAUCAUUCCAUGGCUACUGGUGGGGAUUCUGUCACAAAGAUAUGUAUAUAUUUGCGGUCUAACUGCCCUGGCCACUAAUGUGGGAUACGGGUACCAUGACCCCUUAAAUCCAGCCCUGAGUCGUAGAACCUCGGCUGUGUGGUUGGGGUUGGCCCAUCAUACUUGUUUAAUAUUCCACCCUUUUCACUUUUUUGUAGUUCUGGGUGAAGAGCAUACCUGUUCUGGAUGUAGUGUGGUGUUCCCCACUUCGGUACCACUUCGUUCUAUGUAGAUGCUUUCUGUAUGAUCUAUGCCCUCACUGGCUCCUCCGCCUUCUCAAUGUGGGAUUCUAGCUAUAAGUGUCAGCGAAGAUAUGUAUGUUUUGGAAGUUAUCAUUUUUCCUAAUCUGAAAAUGUAUUUCCAAACAUAGUUACUUCCGCUGACACUCUCCAUUCUUUCCUCCCCACUAAGAGCCAGUGUUAGUGACCAGGAUGGGGUAAGUCUCGAAAAAGUGAUUAUAUUUUCUGCAUACAGUGCUUAUAUACAGUACCUGCAUAGAUGGUGUGUAAGGGCCGGUGUAAGGUUUUACAAAUUAGAUAUUGCCGAGGGCAGUCGAGUGGGGUAUAUAAAGACUGGAGCAAGCAAACACAAUGUUAAAUGGCAAAGAUGGAGAUUGAGAAAUAGCUAUAAGUGUCAGCAGAGGUAAGUAUGUUUGGAAAUACAUUUUCAGAUUAGCAAAAUGAUAACUUUAAAGCUUACCCUGGGCAGCGAUGUUCAGUUGUACUCUGUUUUUUAGGUCUGAUCCUUCCUCUAGUGUACUUGGUGCCUAGUGCAAGAUCAGUGAAGUGGUUCACUGUUCCAUAAAGUAGUCUUUGUACAUCCUCAAGUAUAGUUUAUUUACAGAUGCAUAUUAGGUCUGUGGUAUGUAGGGGAGGGUUUUGUUCACAUCAGUCUCUUGGAA